Messenger RNA from Eimeria mitis, 1230 nucleotides. RefSeq lists its product as uncharacterized. The record is from RefSeq and is a predicted model, not a curated record. Bases 1 to 1230 code for a protein of 409 amino acids. The transcript has a single exon. NCBI's taxonomy places the organism in Eukaryota, Apicomplexa, Conoidasida, Eucoccidiorida, Eimeriidae.
AUGGCAGUGGGAGGCCCCCUAACUGCUCUCGCUGCGCUGAGUCUCCACUGGCCCAUGCAUGCCGCCCCUCCGCAGCGCAAGACGCAAAUCCUGAUGGGAGCGUCUUUCCUUUGGCUGCUAUUUUCAGCUGCCCUUUUCGCCUAUGCCCUCGGUAAACCCAAACCAAGCGAAAAACAAAGACCUACACUGCAUUUGCAUCACCAGCCGCAGCAGCACCCGAAGCCAAUGACCAUAAUGCUGCAUGGAGACUUCGACUUCCCAGAAACACCAACAGUAGCGCAACAACGAGAGCGUCCAAAGCAGCACCAGCUACCAGAGGAAGGCUGCUCUGACGGGGCGAAGGACAGCAACUGCUGCAGACCCACGGACGAGACAACUGGGUUGCUCCACGACUUGGAGCGGCAUAACCCAGGCAGCAGCAGCAGCAGUGGGAAGUGUCCUGAAUAUGUGGCUGAGGAUUUGAAUAUGCGGUGGGGAUUGCUGCAGCAGUUUGGGGUGUAUGCGUUUGUCUUUGGUCGUUACCGAAGAAGUUUGCUGUGCACCUUCUUUUUGUCUUUUUCUACCUUUAUUAUAUACCCCAUUAAAAUGCAGUGCAUGCUCCCCUGCAGCAGCACAGACCCCGCACUGUUCCAGUUGCUGCUAAUCGUCAUUUACCAUCUAGGAGUUGUCGCAGGCCGCUGCUGCUGCUGCUGUUGCUGCCGCUUCUCUUCCUCCAGCCAAAGGCUAAUACCAGCAGUGCUGCUGCUGCGCCUCGCGCUGUUGCCGCUGCUUUUUUGGCUGGAGGCUUCCCCAGCGAAGCUGCUGCCGGUGCUUCGAGCAGCAACCGCAGCAAUUGCACCAGCGGGAGGAACGGGUUUAAGAGGAGCAGCAGCAGCAGCACGUGCUCAGUUGCCGCUGCGGCACGACCAUGUAGCAGCAGCUGCUGGACUUGCUGCUGGUGAGCAGAAGCAUAACGAGGAGCUGUUGCUGUUGCUGGUGGAUGUGAGUCGUUGCCUGUGGCUGUUUGUAUUUGCUGCCGUUCACGGCUGUCUGUCCCUAACAGGAACCCUCUACACCACACGUACACCAGAGACAUACGCUCACAAAGCAGCAGCAGCGCGUCUGGUGUGUCUUUUCGAAAGCACCGGCCUGGCUGUGGGCACGGCACUCUCCGUAGCCUUCUCGCCUCCGCUUCAGGACCUCCACGGCUGGAAGCAAGCGGCUGCAACGACAUUGACUCAUCUCGCGUGA